Molecule: messenger RNA, 3192 nt
Organism: Drosophila innubila
Lineage: Eukaryota; Metazoa; Arthropoda; Insecta; Diptera; Drosophilidae
Gene: crm
Product: protein cramped
Exons: 7
Coding region: 296-3067 (923 amino acids)
Biological process (GO): pattern specification process
Cellular component (GO): nucleus
Molecular function (GO): chromatin binding
Source: RefSeq, a predicted model, not a curated record
UCACUUAACACAAACUUCACGCAAUAUGAGCGACGUUAGCGCAAAAAGAGCAGCGUAAACGCAGAAUCAGCAAUGUAAGUGAAAAUUUUACAUGUCUAUGUUAUUAUUAUGUUAACAGAGCGAAUUAGCAUAACCGCGACUUAACAUAACAUAAUACGCUGCUAAAAAUGCAAAACAAUGAAGAUAAAUAAAACACAGAACGGCAACAAAACAUACGAUAUAUAAAUAAUUACUAUACUUUAGCUUCUUGGUUUGUCGCGGGGGGGGAGCCACAGGCAUUGGGCAUUGGCAUAAAAUGGAAGACAACAACAGCAUGUGUAAGAAUGUCAAAUGUGCAAACAACGAAGCUGUCGCUGUUGUUGCCGUUGCUCCCGAGUCAUCCACAUACAAUGGCAAGGGAGUUCACAUUAAGAUGGCCACCGUCGUCAGUGCUGAGCCGCCGGAGGAGCUGCUUGGUUCGGUGACCACACAGAAUUGUCCGGGCACUCGUGCCAGUGCACGCGUCAUACAAAAAAUGAAACUUGAUUUAACGCGACCGAUGACACCGCCGCCCACAGAGCGGGAGCACAGCAAGAAGGAGGAGAAGGCCGCCCAGAAGACGCCCUCACAGAUGCGGGCGGCCAACAAAACGACCUGGACAAAUGUGGAGCGCAAUUGUUUCUUUGAUGCGCUCAACGAAUUUGGCAAGGAUUUCGAGGCGAUCGGCAAUUGCAUCAAUUCCAAGUUGAAGCGUCGCAAUUCGAGCAGCGAUCACAGCUUCAAGAGCAAGGAUCAAGUGCGACAGCAUUACUAUCAAACAUAUCAUAAGAUCAGCAAAUAUGUCCGCUUCACCGAUGAGCUCAAGAAGCCCGCUCAGGAGCUGUACACGCUGAUAAACUAUGGUGAAAUGCGUCGCAAGCUGCAGUUUCUAACAGAGAAGCAUUUCAUGAAACUGAAGCAACUGAUUUAUCAGGGUCACAUCAUCGUGCGCUGCAAGGGCAAAAACAUACGCAUCAAGACGCCUUCCUGCAAGGCUUUGCGUCGUCUAAAUCAGCUCGAUGAUACACUGGAGGACAUAAGGCUGCCCAAUAAAAUAGAGGUGCUAGUGCAGCCCUCAAAUAUGGAGGCAUUUGGACGUGUUCAAUCAUUGGCACAGAAUCCACGUGGACGUGCUAUUGUGCCGCUGCACAAGAAGCUUAUUAGCUUUAUCAAAACGUUUGAGUACAAAUGGCGCAGCGCUGAUGCUCGACUGUCCGAGGAACAGUUGCUGCCCAGUGGCGUUGCCGGUGUCAUCGAAACGCCCGAUCCUCCGGUAGAGCCGUCACUUUGCUUUCUGCCAAAGCCCGGUGUGCCCAUACAUCGUCCAUUGCUGAGCAUUACGGCGCAUCUAAGCAGCGUCAACAUAUGCCUAACCGCAUACGAGGAACGCUUGGGCGUCAAAGUGCGCAGCGAGACGUUGGAGAGCACAGCAGCUGCAGCUGCCGCCAGUGCAAAGCGUGCACGCACCGAAAGCGGCUCAGAGAAACGUUCGCCGGAGUCCAAAAAGCUGAAGACGACGUCCAGUCCGGCGCAAGAGAAGACUUUGGAUGAACUCGCGGAGGGCAGCAAUUCUGUGAAGGUGGAAAAUACCAGCGGAGAUGAGCUAAGCGAGGAGAUCAAUGAACUGCUUAGUCUGACGACCGGUGACGGAACAGUCUCCACAAGCAGUGUUAGCACGAAUCCAACAGCAGGAGUUGCAGGUGCAGUUGCACCACAACCAACAGCAGCAAUUGUACCACUUACCGUUGCCGCACCACCGCCGGCGCCGGCGCCAACACGUGCCAAGCGUAACGAUGCUUUGGGCGCUGGCGGUAAGGGCGCCAAGGCAGCGGCACGUAACUUCAAGCCGCUGCUUAGCGAUGAGGCUAUCAAGCGCAUACGUAAAGGCUGGACCGCGUCCAGUUCGGCGGACAUAACCAUUGGCGAUUUGUAUGUUGUGCUGGGACAGGACUCCAAGCUGGAACUCGAGUAUUAUUGGUGCGAUAUUGAGCUAGGAACGGCGAGUAGCUCAACGGCCGUCAGUGCUUCCACCACAUCCUCCACAACAUCGCUGCCGUACAAUACUAACGACUGUGAUAGCGCGGAACGCGUUAAGGCCAUCACAACGGCCACGGUUAGCAAUAAGUUGAAGCAUCUUCUGCUCGUUGCCAAUCUAAGCGAACGUGUGCGUAAACGUCAAUGCAAUUGUGGACACAGUUGUGAUCGCAAACGCGAUCUAAUCACCAAGGCCCAAUGGCUCAGCAGUCUGGCAAAUGGUACUGCUGGCCCUGGAGCAGCUGCUGCAACUUCCACAGAUGGCAACGAGUCCAUCUUCCGCACUCCCAUGCUUCCCAUGCGCCGACCCAUCACCAAUAUUGUUGAUCCAAUGCGUCAAUUGGCAAAACUCACUCGUCAGAAGUUGUCGCGCCAUGUGCUGGUGCAACGAUGCAUUCUGCCGCCCGCAUCAGAUGCUUCACGUCCCUAUGAUGUGCUUAGCUUGAGCAAUUUGCAAAAUGGUCUCUUCGAGCCCAUUGAUCGAGUCAGCAGUAGCAGUAGCAAUAGCAGUCUUAUUAACUCUGCCUUGGCCAUGCCCGUUUCUUCCAAGACUACCUCCAAUAACAACAACAGCAGCAGCAGCAUGAACAGCGAAAGUCUGCAGCAACCUGAAUGCAGCAACAGCAGCGACAGCGGCUGCGUCGUGAUGGGUGCUUUGGACAUGCCAAAUUUGGACAUUUUAGAAGAGGAAACAACGCUGCCCGCCGCCACAAGCACUACAUUGCCCGAGGGCGCUCAAGACGAGACCACGACGCAAAACUUUUUCAAUGGCAAUGCCGGCAGCGUCAGUCCGAUGCAUUUGCUGCGCGAUUCCACAUCCAAUUCACGUUGGCUGGAGGAUAACAUCAAUGACUUCUCGCUGACCAGCCUGCUGGGUCAUCUUGACGAUUUUGAUGCCACACGCGACAUACUGGAUCCUUCGUCGAGUUUGUCGGUGAUUAGCGAAAGCAGCGUUGAUUUUCGUCACAAAUUUCAGGAAAUUUCGGCGCUGUUGCAGCAGCAGGAGAAGGAUUAACGCCGGCCAUCCUGGCGACACUCGAAACCUUUUGUGGACCAGCCAAGCUAGAAUUUGAUUGUCCUUUUAUUAGCGUUGAAAAAAGUAUUCGUAUUAUUAUUUAACACAAUUUUCAAUUCCAAAAA